This is a messenger RNA of Helianthus annuus (common sunflower), 2214 nucleotides long. RefSeq lists its product as uncharacterized. The record is from RefSeq and is a predicted model, not a curated record. The coding region runs from base 1 to 2214 and encodes 737 amino acids. The transcript is spliced from 2 exons. NCBI's taxonomy places the organism in Eukaryota, Viridiplantae, Streptophyta, Magnoliopsida, Asterales, Asteraceae.
AUGGAUGAUUUAAACGGCUCUGGUGGAUAUGUUAGUAGUUCUGGUGGAAAUCAACAGGAUCUUCGUGCGACACCGAGGGCAACGUUUGAAGAAAUUGCAGCAAGGUUUAACAUCAUUGACGAUCUCUCGGCUCAAACUGAACCCCGUAACGUUAACAUAAUUGAUGAAUUGAUAAAGAAUUCAGUUCCAAUUGAAGCUGAAAACUUGCGGUCAGCAACUAGGGUUUCUGAUUGGGAAGGGAUUAAGCAAGCGACCAAGAGAUAUGCGCAAAAAUUAGAAUCCAAUGUUGCUGCAUUGGCAGGUCAUGGGAAUUCGCAAACUUCAGCGACGACGGAACCGGUAUCAUUUGCAAAUGCAGUAAAGAACUCUAAGGAUAAGGUGAAGGUGAACUUUAGGGAGAUGGAGUCUUCUGAGGUUGUCGAUGGAGCUGAUGUUGUUAUUCCGCUGGCUUCGGUUAAGCAAGUCACGGACAGGUAUGCAAACACUCUCUAUGGGUAUUUCUUGGGUAAACGGCUAGCGUUUCCGGUGGUGGAUUACUUUGCUAAGAACAAUUGGGUUAAGUAUGGUCUGGCUAGAUUGAUGAUGAAUGCGAACGGCUUCUUUUUCUUUAAGUUUAAAACUAAGGAAGGGAUGGAUAAAAUGUUAGAGGAUGGGCCAUGGAUGAUAAGAAAUGUUCCGAUUAUCUUGAAGAUGUGGUCGGCCUCUAUCAAACUAGAAAAAGAGGAUAUUAAAGCUAUUCCGGUGUGGGUAAAGAUGCACGAUGUGCCGUUAACGGCAUAUACUGAGGAUGGUCUUAGUUUGAUUGCAUCAAAGAUAGGGGUGCCUAAGAUGUUGGAUACGUAUACUGCUACGAUGUGUGCUGAAUCUUGGGGAAGAAGUAGUUACGCUAGAGCUCUUAUUGAAGUGCAGGCGGGGGCUGACUUAAAAAGAAGUGUCACUGUUGCAAUUCCAUCUUUAGAUGGUAAUGGUUAUUCUAAGGUGGAAGUCAAGAUUGAAUAUGAUUGGGAGCCUUUACGGUGUUCUUCUUGCUGUGUUUUUGGUCAUGAUGAUAGUUCGUGCCCAAAGAACCCUCAGGUUGUUCCAAAUGGGGAUUCUGGAAAGAAUGUGGAUGAUUUCCAGGAUGUGGGUGCUAAAAAGAAGAAAGCUAACAACCAAGGUCUACACAUGAAAAAUCAGAAACCUAAGUUUGUUUAUAGACCAGUUACCAAUCCUAAACCAAAACCGCCUUUGAGGAGUUCGAACCGGGUUUCAACAUCAAACCCGUUUGAUGCCCUUAAGGACGAUGAUGGUGAUCAGGAAGGUAAAACUGUGGGGCGAAUAGAGAAAAAAGAGAAACAGGUGACUGAUAGGCAGGAUUCGGAUGAAGAGGAGGUCGUUGAAGUCUACAAUGAAACGAGUACGAGAAUUAUCGUUGGUUGGAAUCCGUUAGUGUUUGAUGUUAUGGUGCUUUUUCAGUCGGAUCAGGUUAUGCAUUUGCAGCUGUGUUUUAAACAUGAGAAAAAAAUGCUGUUUUGUUCGAUUAUAUAUGCUGCAAACUAUUAUAUCUCUCGUAGGGAGUUAUGGAACCAUCUCGUUUUGCAUAAGGCGCUUGUCCGUAAUGAUCCGUGGGUUAUGCUAGGUGACUUUAAUUCAGCUUUGUACCUUGAAGAUAAAUCUAUGGGGUGUUCUUCGAUUUCGGCUAGCAUGAGAGACUUUCAAACGUGUGUUAAUGAUAUUGAGAUGCUGGAUCUGAAUCAGUCGGGUUUACAUUUUACGUGGAGUCAAAAGCCAAAGAAGGGAAUUGGUUUAAUGAAAAAGAUAGAUAGAGUCAUGGGGAAUUCUCAGUUUUUAACCCAAUUCCCAAAUGCUGUGGCUGUCUUUUGCCUAGCUCGGUUAUCGGAUCAUAGUCCGAGUAUUCUCAAAAUUCCGGUUGUUGGGAAAGUUAAACACAAGUCGUUCAAGUUUGCUAAUUUUCUUGUUCAUAAGCCCGAUUUUUUAGUCAUUGUGAAGCGUAUUUGGGAUACGGAUAUUAGAGGGGUGUAUCAAUUCUCGGUCGUGAAAAAACUUCGGAUGCUAAAGUCUCCUCUUCGAGUAUUACUCUUUCAGCAAGGUAAUUUGCACAAAAAAGUACAAGAAUUACGUGAGAAACUUGAUCAGAUUCAGCGAGAGCUCGAUAGUAAUCCGGCUAGUUUGAUUAUUCGUGAGGAAGAAACUACUACUCGUCGUUCUUAUUAG